UUCUAGGAAUUUGGGCACCGGUGGGUGGGGCGAAGCUGGGGUCGCCGACCCGGUCUAGGGUUGGAAACGUCGUCUCCCUUCCCGGCUGCUGGACCCGAGGCAGCGUCCGGGCCUCCGGCGGGCCUCAGUUUCCCCAGCCUCCCGCAGGCGCCGGGACGCCCAGGGCCCGGGUCCCAGGGGCGCAGCCCCCCGCGGCUGCGCGCUGGGCCGGGCGGAUGACAUCACCGGGCCGGGGGCGGGGAGGGAGCGGGGCGGAGGGGAGGGAGCGGGACGAAGGAGAGGGCCUCCUCCGCGUCAGGCGCAGCGCCCGGUCGGGCUCGGUCGGGCGACCGCGGCCAUGACGCAGGGUCCGGGCGGGCGCACGCCCCCCGCACCCCCGGCGCCCCCCGAGCCCGAGGCGCCCACCACCUUCUGCGCGCUGCUGCCGCGCAUGCCGCAGUGGAAGUUCGCCGCUCCCGCGGGCUUCCUGGGCCGGAGCCCGGCUGCAGCGCGCACGGCUGGGGGCGCGGGAGCCGCCGACUCCCAGCCCGAGCCGGCCGGUCCGGCUGGCGUCCCAGCGCUGGCGGCGGCGGUCCUGGGCGCCUGCGAACCGCGUUGCGCCGCGCCUUGCCCGCUGCCCGCGCUCAGCCGCUGCCGGGCCGCUGGGGCCCGGGGCCCGCGGGGCGCGCGGGGGGUGGCCGGGCCCCCGGACGCAGCCGCCGACGAGUGGAUCCGCAAAGGCAGCUUCAUCCACAAGCCGGCGCACGGCUGGCUACACCCAGACGCCAGGGUCCUGGGGCCCGGGGUCUCCUACAUCGUGCGGUACAUGGGCUGCAUUGAAGUGCUGCGCUCCAUGCGCUCUCUGGAUUUUAACACCCGCACCCAGGUGACCAGGGAAGCCAUCAACCGGCUCCAUGAGGCGGUGCCUGGCAUCCGGGGCUCCUGGAAGAAGAAGGCCCCCAACAAAGCGCUGGCCUCCAUCCUGGGCAAGAGCAACCUGCGCUUCGCUGGCAUGAGCAUCGCCGUGAGCAUCUCAACCGACGGCCUCCACCUCUCGGUGCCCGCCACGCGCCAGAUCAUCGCCAACCACCACAUGCAGUCCAUCUCCUUCGCGUCGGGCGGCGACACGGACAUGACGGAUUACGUAGCCUAUGUAGCCAAGGAUCCCAUCAACCAGAGAGCCUGCCACAUCCUGGAGUGCUGUGAGGGCCUUGCCCAGAGCAUCAUCAGCACCGUGGGCCAAGCCUUCGAGCUGCGCUUCAAACAGUACCUGCACAGCCCCCCCCGGGUGGUCGUGGCCCCGGAAAGGCUGACCAGGCCAGAGGACUCGGCCUGGGGGGAUGAGGAGGAAUCGGAACACAAUUACUACAACAGCAUCCCAGGGAAGGAGCCGCCCCUGGGCGGGCUGGUGGACUCCAGGCUCACGCUAACUCAGCCCUGUGCCCUCGGGGCCCUCGGCCAGGGAGCAUCUCCUGCUCAAAGGGACACGUGCAGCCUGCCGUGGGACCUGGGCGCCUCCAGUGCUGGCCCGCCGGGGGACGGCUACGUGCAGGCCGACACCAGGGGCCCCAGAGACUACGAGGACCACCUGUAUGUCAACACACAGGGCCUGGACGCCCCGGACGUUCUGCAGCCAGAGGACAGCCCCAAGAAGGAUCUGUUUGACAUGCGGCCCUUCGAGGAUGCUCUCAAGCUGCACGAGUGCUCUGUGGGGGCGGGCACGGCGGCGGCGCCCCUUCCCUUGGAGGACCAGUGGCCCAGCCCCCCCACCCGCCGGGCCCCCAUCGCCCCCACGGAGGAGCAGCUGCGGCAGGAGCCCUGGUACCACGGCCAGAUGAGCCGAAGGGCGGCGGAGAGGCUGCUUCGAGCCGACGGGGACUUCCUGGUGCGCGACAGUGUCACCAACCCCGGGCAGUACGUCCUCACCGGCAUGCACGCGGGGCAGCCCAAGCACCUGCUGCUCGUGGACCCUGAGGGCGUGGUGCGGACCAAGGAUGUGCUCUUUGAGAGCAUCAGCCAUCUGAUCGACUACCACCUGCAGAGUGGGCAGCCCAUUGUGGCCGCGGAGAGUGAGCUGCACCUACGUGGUGUGGUCAGACGGGAGCCCUGAGCCAGGUGACGGUGCUCUGCUCCUGCUCCUGUCCCGCUCCUCAGACGCUCCCUGUCGAGGCCUUACGGGCUCCUCAGCUUGUCUCUGGAUCCUGGUCAGGCAGAGCCGCCGCUGUCUCUACUUCCUCGGGUUGGGCCUCUGGAUUUUCCUUCUCUAGCUGGCCUUGGGCUGGGCCAGCGAGGCCAAGAGAUGGGGGGCCGAAGACCCCCUUCCCUACCGACCCCUGCCUGCCUCCACCCUCUGCCUGGGGUGAGGGUUUCCAUACCAAAGACAGAAACUUUUCUCAUCUCUGAAGAAAAUACAUCACAGAAUCAGUGCUUUCUCUCCGAGCCCUGGCCAGGGUCCCCGCCGGGUCCAGGAAGCAGCAUCUUUCCCCAGAGGGACUUCAGCUCACCUCCCUGGAAAGAUGGGUUCUGUCCUUGACCGGCUCAGUUUCUCCACCUGAAAAAUCAGUGCACAGUUGUCUUUUAUGGGGAAGAAUUGAGGGGCUUCGGGUCCUCAGGCCGGGACACCUGUGGAUGUUGGCAUUGGGGUGGGGGAGCCUCAGGGCCCACUGGGACGGUGGGGGACAUCCGGGCAGCACCAGGACAAUCCACCCUGGUGGGGGUGGUCAUGAGGGCCCUGUCCUCCCAGCUGUCCACCUGGACUGGACAUUUGGGUCUGUUUAUAAUUACAUGUGGAGAUGAUGGACACUGAGGGGCUCUCAGGUUGGGAGGCCCAGGCCGGUCUCCCAGGUGGAAAGCAAGGCACAGGUGUGUCCUCCCGUCCAGGGAGGGUGUGGCCCUGGGGGUGUGGCGCUCCCAGAACCGUAGCACUGCCCUCACAACUGUUUCCAACCCCAGAUACAGUGUCCCCACUCCUCUAUCAGACCCAGCCCGGUCCUCUCCAGGGAAGCACCGUAGUUUAUCUCCUGCGGGCUGCAGAUCACUGUCUUUGAAGAACAUUGGGCAAGGAGCUCUUCCUCUUCUCCUCCUGACUGCUCUUAACUCAGCCCUGAAUGUGGCCUGAUUUCUCAGGUGUCCCCACUGCUGUCCCCUAGGAGCCUCUGCUUAUCCCCAACACCUCCUCCAGACCUUCCCUCACGUGAUUUCUGGGCUCUCCCUCCCAGAGACCUCAUCUCUCCCUGGGACCCCUCCUCUGACUAUCCCAGAGAGCCCUUCCCGACCCUCACCACACCCUGCCAGGGCCACACCUGUGCCUAGGGUCUGGUUUCUGAAGUCAGCAGGCCCCAUCCCCACACCCUGGGGAAGCAGCAGCCCCCAUAGUCAGUCUGUAACUGGGGGGUGGGGGGAGCUGUCAAAAGGCAGAGCCGAAGGGGACUCUGAUACCUUGUUUCUUAGAGACAUGGAGAUGGAGGGGCCAGUCUCUGUCCGUCCAUCCAUCCACCCACCUAUCAUCUACUCACCCAUGCAUCCAUUAUUCAUCUCAUCCUGGUAUCCUUUAGUAUGCCAGCAUUGGGCUCCCCUUAUCUGCCUGGACCUCUGGUGGGUAACGAGGAUUCAGGAGGGACCAAGACUGAUCUGUCCUCACGGAGUUGACAGUCGAGUGACAUGAAGCAGCAAAUCCCCGCUAAGUGUGUAAUGACAACAUGAAAGGAUGGAGGCCUGGAAUUUAGCCCAGGAAAUCCAGGAGGGUGGGAAUGA
Lutra lutra (Eurasian river otter) is the source of this 3732-nucleotide messenger RNA. RefSeq names its product SHC adaptor protein 2 (gene SHC2). Bases 338 to 2089 code for a protein of 583 amino acids. Gene Ontology annotation, cellular component: plasma membrane. The transcript has 13 exons. Lineage: Eukaryota; Metazoa; Chordata; Mammalia; Carnivora; Mustelidae. Gene Ontology annotation, biological process: intracellular signal transduction; cell surface receptor protein tyrosine kinase signaling pathway. Gene Ontology annotation, molecular function: receptor tyrosine kinase binding. The record is from RefSeq and is a predicted model, not a curated record.